AAGAGAAAGGGGCAAGGGAGGAAAAAAAGACAGGAGAGAAAGAAAGAAAGAAAAGAAAAGAAGAAAAAGAGGCUAAAUCUGUAUAAAUCUAUUUUGCUCUACCAGGGAUUAAAUAUAAGUUAAUAGUGAAGUGAGUGCAGUCUCCCUGUCUGAAGCUUCCAAGUGCUUUGCUGGGGCUGCUGUCUACUGCUGGAUCAGAGUAUUUGUCCUUCCUUUCAUUCCCAACAACCUGUCACAAAGUAGAAUGCAAAACCGAGGUCCCUCUGCUUUCUCAAAGCCAUAUUCCUUUAAGAUGAUGUAAUAGUCAUUUCCCUGGAUGGUUUCUUGCCUGCACUGCUGAAACAACAGCAUCUGAACUGCACUGGGAACUGUGGAGCCACCCAGCUCAGCAGACAGAGCCGCGGAGGGAGAGAGUCAGCCAAACAACUCAGCCGCCUUAGCCAGCCUGCCUUCUCUCUUGCUGCAGGCUGGCCCUCUCACAACCUUGCUGGGAACAUGGGAGCCUAUUUGCCCUUGCUGGCAGGUAGGAUGACUAUCUGGGAUCUCAUCAAAACAAGGCUGGCUUUCUUUCUGAUUCUAGGGUUUCUGGAAAUCUUGUGAACCAAGGUCCCUCCUGCAACUCUCAUUUUACGGAUUAUUAUUAUUAUUGUUGUUGGUUUUUUUUAGGGGAGGUUUUGAUUAUUAUUGUUUUGCUUUCCCUCUUCCCCCUCCCCAUAACCCACCACCGUCAACUUUCUGUGACUUGUUUUAACUUGAGAUUGGAAGUGGAUUUUUUCUCUCCAAGAGUAUAUCUCUUGGCACUUUUCAUUGAUGUCUCUGUUCUUUUCCUGAUUGGGAUUUGAUAUGAACUGGACUCAGUGUAGCUGUAAAUUCAGAUUGCUUUGCAAAUGGGUAUUCCUUCACAAGAACUGGGUCUCAGACUCUCACUAAGAAUAUAUUGGAGAAAAAAAGAGAUUCUUUUAAAUUUGUGGAAUCCUUCUCCUCACUCUCAACUAAACUGAUGCAAAGGAUUAGAUUAUAAUUCCAUUGGAUUAUACCUUUGAAAACUAAGUAAAAGACAAUGGCUCUGAGUGGAAAUUGCAGAAGUUACUAUCUUUCAAAAGAACAAGGGACAGUUCCCAACUCCUUCCCUGAGGUUGUGGAACUGAAUGUUGGGGGCCAAGUUUAUUUCACUCGCCAUUCCACCUUAGUAAGUAUCCCUCACUCUCUUCUGUGGAAAAUGUUUUCUCCCAAGAGAGACACUGCUAAUGACCUAGCCAAGGACUCCAAAGGAAGAUUCUUCAUUGACAGAGAUGGAUUCUUGUUUCGCUACAUUCUGGACUAUCUCAGGGACAGGCAGGUGGUCCUGCCUGAUCACUUUCCGGAAAGGGGCAGACUGAAAAGGGAAGCUGAAUAUUUCCAGCUACCAGAUUUGGUCAAACUCUUGACACCUGAUGAGAUUAAGCAAAGCCCAGAUGAAUACUGCCAUAGUGAUUUUGAGGAUAUGUCCCAAGGGAGUGACACAAGAAUAUGUCCACCCUCAUCCCUACUCCCUGCUGACCGUAAGUGGGGUUUUAUAACUGUUGGAUAUCGAGGGUCAUGCACCAUGGGCCGAGAGGGUCAGGCAGAUGCCAAGUUUCGGAGAGUUCCACGGAUUUUGGUUUGUGGAAGAAUUUCCUUAGCAAAAGAGGUCUUUGGAGAAACUUUAAAUGAGAGCAGAGAUCCAGACCGUGCUCCAGAGAGAUACACUUCCAGAUUUUAUCUCAAGUUCAAACAUCUGGAAAGGGCUUUUGAUAUGUUGUCAGAGUGUGGAUUCCACAUGGUGGCCUGUAAUUCCUCAGUGACAGCUUCUUUUGUCAAUCAGUACACAGAUGACAAGAUCUGGUCCAGCUACACUGAAUAUGUCUUCUACCGUGAACCUUCCCGGUGGUCUUCCUCACACUGUGACUGCUGUUGCAAAAAUGGCAAAGGUGACAAGGAAGGGGAGAGUGGUACCUCAUGCAAUGAACUCUCCACUUCUAGCUGUGACAGCCAGUCAGAAGCCAGCUCCCCACAGGAGACUGUCAUCUGUGGGCCAGUGACUCGCCAAUCCAACAUCCAGACUCUGGACAGGCCCAUCAAGAAAGGCCCUGUGCAGUUGAUCCAGCAGUCAGAGAUGCGUCGGAAAAGCGACUUGCUUCGAACUCUGACCACUGGCUCAAGGGAAUCUAACUCGGGCAAAAAAAAAGCUGUGAAGGAAAAGCUCUCCAUUGAGGAAGAGCUGGAAAAAUGUAUCCAGGAUUUUCUGAAGAUAAAAAUUCCAGAUAGGUUCCCAGAAAGGAAACACCCUUGGCAAUCUGAACUGUUAAGAAAGUACCAUCUAUAGGAGAAGGCGGGGGGGGGGGGUAGGGAAAAACACAUUUUAUCAUUUCCAAAUAAACAUCAUACAUAAGAAUAUUCAUACUUUAAAAGGAAAAAAAAUAAGAAUGUGUUAGGCCACAACAGUUCAUUGAUCUUGUACUGCCUACUUUGCCUAGUUCACCUUCUCAUGUAAAGUCACAGGGUAAUUGAUUUUCUUCCCCAGAUGUGAAAGCACAAUGAAAAUGCUAUUUGUUUGUGAGCUGUACUACACACAUUGAAAAUGUUACACAUGAGACACAAAUAGUUACAGCAGCAACUAAGAGAACCUGGUGUUCAUCUAUUCCAAGCCAAGUGUUCCUUGUUUUUCCCCCAGUGGAAAGGGCCACUGAAUGGAAAGAUGAAAAACAAGAGGUUUGUCUGAUAAUGUAUUUGAAAUUUUAAAUUUUGCUUUUUACUUUGUUUAUGGGGGAAAAGAAAGGGCUUUUGGACUUUUUACUUAAACCUCUACUAUUCGGUUUAUGUUGCCUAUAUUAUUUGUAUAUGUUUAUUUGUGUGUAUGUGUGUGUAUAUGGAUAGGUACACACACACACACACAUAUAUACAUACUUCAUAAAAGCCAAGGUCAGGGAAUGUUUGUGAGAUCACUUAAUCUAAUCCCCUGCCUCCUGACAGGACCUUUCAUUCUAUAAUGAGAAUCUGUUCAAUUUUUAAAUUCUCUUCAAAGAAGGAUUUUUCAUAUCCUUUUUGGGGAUAUCAUUGCAAUGAUGAAUAAAUCUCAUCAAUAGUUAAUCCUUUAUUUACCAACUAAUUCCCCACCUCAAACUAGGCCUGAAAUUAUUUUCUAUGUUUGGGGUGGAGGGAGGAGAGCUGGUAGUCAUUUGUGUAUAAACCUUUUGUACACUUGAAGACCAUUAUUAAAUCAACCUUUAACCUCUUCGAUAGGAGAAUAUAUACCUAAUUUUCCCAUCCUUUAGACAUCUUUGUGGCCUUUAAACUAAACUUGCUUCCAAGUCUCCAAAUUCCUCUUUAAUGGUAGGACCAAGAACUGAGUAUGACACUACUCUCAGGUCUUCACCGCUGCUGAUUAUAAUACAGGAAUUGAAGUUAAGUGUUACUAUAUGCUUUAUUUUUAUUUAUUUAUUUAUUUUUCUGAAUCCUAAUGACACAAUGACAUAUUUCUUGGUUCUUUUUAAAUUUUUUUCUUAACUACAGUGCUAUACUGCUGACAAUUGAAGUCAUUUUGGUGGGUUUUUUUGUUUACCCUUGAAAUGUGAAGCUUUGGCUGUGCCCAUACUUCCUGAGGAAGAGCCUUAGCAAGUUCCCUGCUGAGGUUACCUGUGUAGAGAGCCAAACUGGAUAAUUGAAUCCUGAAUGAGUAUUUUGGUUCAUUGAACUACCUAUCUAUAUUUCAUUAACUGGAUUGCUACCAGAGAUCAAGAUCACUAUGUUCUGCUUAGACACAGUCAAGAUGUAACUAUUGAUAGCUAUCUUUAUAAUCUUAUUUGUUAUGGAUGCUCUAUUACCUUUGACAGGAUUGAAUUUUGGGGUUGAAGACUUUUUGCUCUUUCUGUUCUGAACAGUACAUGGAUUUUACUGAGAAUGGGAGAAGAUAUUUCAUUGUCAAUUAUUAACUUGGACCAAGUAGAAAACUUAAAAAAAAAAAAA
Molecule: messenger RNA, 3984 nt
Organism: Sarcophilus harrisii (Tasmanian devil)
Lineage: Eukaryota; Metazoa; Chordata; Mammalia; Dasyuromorphia; Dasyuridae
Gene: KCTD16
Product: potassium channel tetramerization domain containing 16
Exons: 3
Coding region: 1061-2344 (427 amino acids)
Biological process (GO): regulation of G protein-coupled receptor signaling pathway; protein homooligomerization
Cellular component (GO): presynaptic membrane; postsynaptic membrane
Molecular function (GO): protein binding
Source: RefSeq, a predicted model, not a curated record